AUGAAUUUUCUUAAUUGGUAUGGUCCUCAAGCUCAAUUGGUUGUCACUGACACAAAGCAUAUAAAAGAAAUACUUAACAAUGAAGAUGAUGGUUAUCCAAAAAUAGACCUGGAAGGCUAUGCAAAGAAACUUUUAGCAGAUGGACUUCCAUCAUCCAAAGGUGAAAAAUGGGUGAAAAUGGGAAAACUUGCCAACCAUGUUUUUCAUGGAGAGAGUUUGAAGUCAACAAUUGCACUCUCAAUGAUUCUGCGACCCAACAUGUUUAGUCUCUCGCCAACUUACGUUCACUACCCGCUUCAGAUUCUCAUGGCUGCUCCGGGGGAGAUUGAUGAUGGAGAUUUAUUGCGGCCUUCUCCUGUUCAUCAACUUGAACGUCAAUCUUCCGCGGAUGAUGUUACGGAUCAGCCUCACUCUUCAAGCCAGCAGCUUUGCUCAGUAUCUUCUGUCGAUUGUCAGCCUGUUCAACUGACCUCAGAGGAUUCCAAUCACCCAGCACAACAUGUUUCUUCUUGGUGGAGAUUAUUUUGUGAGAGAUUGCACAAAUACUUCAUGCAAAAUCAUUGA
This is a messenger RNA of Ilex paraguariensis (yerba mate), 564 nucleotides long. Lineage: Eukaryota; Viridiplantae; Streptophyta; Magnoliopsida; Aquifoliales; Aquifoliaceae. The record is from the annotation of a GenBank genome assembly.